CCCUGACCUCCAGCUGCUUCCCAUUGACAUCUGUGAUAAGGGCAACUUCCACCAUUCCAGGUUAUCUCGCGCUGUGACUGGCCAUCUCAAGUCGGCAUCUGUUCAAAUUUCACCGUCCAAUUUUGCACGUGUAGUGGCCACACUCGUCAGGCUACCCUUAACCUCGGACUAAUCUUUGUCCGUUGGCCGACCUUGACGUGGUUCAACGCCGGUGACCGAAAGGGGUAUUGAUCCCAUCAAAGCACGCGACAGGAGGCCUCAGGCUCGAGUUUGCAAAACAUCAAGGCACGAUGUCCGACCUAGGCAGCCCGAUUAGCCCGACUGCAAAGCCAAAAUCCAAGUCAUAUGAAGGAUCAUGCCAUUGUGGCAGAGUUAGAUUCACCAUGAAGCUCUCCCCUCCGGUCGAGGAUGGCCCAGUAACCAGCUGCAAUUGCUCGAUUUGUGCCAUCAACGGAUAUCUUAUGGUCUACCCCUUGGAGUCCAACAUCACCUGGCUCAGUGGUUUUGAUGAAUUGACCACCUACACCUUUGGGAAAGAGAGAAUUGCUCAUUCUUUCUGCUCGACCUGCGGGACGAGCAUUGGCGGGAAGAGCACCGAUCCCAACUUUUUUGCAGAUAAUCGGGCGUUGAAUGUGCGCACAUUGAAAGGCGUCGACGUCGAGGCCCUGAAAUUGAGGAAAGUUGAUGGACGAAAUGCAGGGAUCAAGAUCCCCUCUGAUGCACCUCCCAAAUUAUCCCGCUGAUUUCUGGGCGAAUUGGCUGCAAAUUCGUGGUCGCGUCAAUAUAGCAAAAAUUGCGGGUGCCGAGUCGGCGUAUUGCUGGAGUUGAAUUGAUAUUUGCUUCACACAUCCUUCCUCGUGGACGUUAUACUGAUUGUGCUUCUUCCAUGUGUACAGAAAAGUCAACGGCCGCAUCAUCUCAACCCCAAACAAGGACGAAUUGUCAAAACCUGGUGUGCUUCUCGACCACGCUUAAGGCAUUGGUUUCCAGGUCUUUUCUCAGCAGCAGACGGAGUCAAUCUACACGAGAGACAAGGGAGUAGCGAAGAAGUGACUAGGGGUGGCAUAUAUGGAGGCUACGUGCCGCGACCCCGAACAGAAGGAUUUGGAUCUGAUUUGAACGGUGCGGUCCACAAGUGCGAAAACAGCAAAGUUGAUAUUACGGACUUCCGUUCCAUUCUAUGUGACAGUGGCCUCCAGCCACGAGGAUUUCAUGUUCGCAAUCAUUGAUCUAACCGUCCUGUUU
Molecule: messenger RNA, 1245 nt
Organism: Cladophialophora immunda
Lineage: Eukaryota; Fungi; Ascomycota; Eurotiomycetes; Chaetothyriales; Herpotrichiellaceae
Exons: 5
Coding region: 291-743 (150 amino acids)
Molecular function (GO): carbon-sulfur lyase activity
Source: RefSeq, a predicted model, not a curated record